Molecule: messenger RNA, 1527 nt
Organism: Leishmania mexicana MHOM/GT/2001/U1103
Lineage: Eukaryota; Euglenozoa; Kinetoplastea; Trypanosomatida; Trypanosomatidae
Exons: 1
Coding region: 1-1527 (508 amino acids)
Source: RefSeq, a predicted model, not a curated record
AUGCAGAAACGAUCGCGAAGAGAGCUGUCACCGCCGCUGCCCAAGGCCGGGAUGAUAGGCGCCGCGGUGGAAUGCCUCCAUGCCGUCCUGCACGAGGUGAAGCUGCAGCAGCAGGAGCUGCAGGCCGCCAUCACCAUGCAUGUGAAGGAUAGCUGCGCGGCGGGCAGCAUGCGCAUGUACACGUUUCUGGAGACAUCCCGCUACUAUCUGCGGUAUGUUCUCAUCUUUUACACGUUGCUCAUGGCAGCCCUUGUGCUGCUGGUAGCGGACCUGUCUGGCUGCCUUGUCACGUCGGUGGCCACUGCUGCAGGCAUCCGUCACCUCGUCCUCGCCAAUUUGCCCGGCACCGCCGUCAUUCCACUCCACUUCAACGCGCUACCCUUCCACGACGACGACUGGAUGCGGCACCUGCCAGAGGACACGGCGCUCAGGGAUUUCAUUCUCCCUGAUCGAGAGACACGCGAGCUCAUCCAGUCCACGACGCAGCGCGUCGACUCUCUCAGCCUUCUGCAUCAGCACAUGGGGCAGUUUGCGGACGCAAAGUUCUCGCUGCUGAACCACUUCGUUAACAGUCACCUGGCCUCCACCACCAUGCACAUCCCUCGCACCGCCGCCUCGGCAGAGGUCUUCUCUCCGAGGGGAGGUGUCAAUCUCGAGCGUCUCUUCCAGCUAGGGCCGGCCAUGUUCAACGCGAAGGGCGAGUACACGGCCAAGAUGCAGGUGGUGCUGGCGAAAGAGGAGGUGGGCCGGGAUGUAUUACUCAUCCUGGAGUCCGCCAUGCUCUUCUCCGAGGACGCCAUGGCCGUGCAGUCCGUUGCUCAGUUUGACGUUCUCUUCACGAAAAGUACGUCCGUCACGGUGCGCACCGGACCGCUGCACCGGUCGUGGCUCGUGCUAGUGCUGGAGAAGGUGCUGCGAUUUUGGUUCUGCCUGCCAGUGUGGUCGUACGAGUACCUAGUAGGCGUGCUGCGCCAGCAGGAUAGCGCCCCGUUUCCGCCCAUCGACUCGUCCCGCGAGGUGGCGGUUGUGCUGGAAGUCUACCACCGCUUCACGCCUCCUCUUGAUCUGCAGCCCCGCUUGCGCGCCAUGAACUUCACGCUCUACCAGCUCCCCGACGCCGGUGCACCCUCACGCGUGAAAGUGUCGCGGCUCAUCUUUUUCUCCACCGUGCAGCUCACGGGAGUGGCACGGUGGCUGACCGCCUACCCCGUCUCCACAUUUCUGCUACUCGUCGUCAUCCUCUUUGCUGCAUCUGCAGUGGCGAGCGUCGGCGGUCUACUCGGGCUCCUCGUCUACGCUUACUGGCGCUGGCACCGCGAGCAGCCGCUGGAAUCGUUCGACGAGGACGACUCGGACGAGGAGUUCUUUGCCCCGCCGCGCGAUGUCCCUGCUACGGUGGUGAAGAGCAUGCCGUCUCCACGCUUGCGCCGACACCGCAGCAGCAACGAUUUUCACGAUACCCUCGACACCUCUCAGCUGCGCCGCUCCCAAUCCUUCAACUAUUCCCCAGAAAAGGAAGAGGAGUAG